AUGACAUGUCAGGAAUGGUUGCUAAGGCAAUUUAAUGGAGAGAGCUGUUCUAGGGAGGAGGGAUAUAUUGGUCAGAGUAUAUUAAACGUCAAUACCAAUUCAACGUGUAAUUCGCUGCUGAUGUUGAACGGUCAUCGUAGUCCGUCCAGUCCACACAAUCUCCCCUCCCCUACCAGUCCUAAUCAUUGGAUACAAAAUACACAUAAUGUGUACAGUCCACUGAUGGUGGUCGCUCCAGUGACGUCCUGUUCCGCUGCCCUCCAAUCUACACCAUUAAACAUCAUGUCUCAAUGUCCAGCCAGCGUCAUCCCGUCCACCAACAAUCUGGCCGCAGUCAACGGCUACCAGAAUGAUUACCCUCCGUCCAGCGACUUUAUUUCAGUCAUACCACAACAUCAACAUCAACAGCAUCAAAAUAUUCAUCAACAUCAAAAUAUUCAACAGCAACAGACUUCUUGUUUUAACCAAGCAUCAAGUUGUAAUAAUAGUGAUUCAACGAAUUCUCCUCAUCAGACUCCGACGUCCAGCUCUAGUCCUAUCAAUCUAGGUAGCCCCUGUCAUCCAGAUUUAUCAGGGAUACAGACAGCCAGCAGUGCCAUUGGUGGUAUAUUAAAGAGAGAUACCCCCUUAUCUAGCAGUGGGCAUACAUUAGAUCUGUUGGGAUUGAGUAAAACUACUGCCCUUCCACCUUUAACCAAAUCACAGUCAAUGUUUCUUGACAGACAUAUUGGAAAUGGAGACCAGUCAGAUGUGUCACUUACUAAUUCUAAUAGCUCAGAUAUACUAGCUCCUGGUAUUGAAAGAAAGAGUUCCAUGUCGUCUAUUUAUUCAGCCAUGGCUUAUUCUUCACCGUUUGACUAUGAGGAGAAGAAAUUGAUGGCUUUAAAAGCUAUAAGAAAGAAACCUGAGGGUGAAUCAAGACACCCUACUGACGCCUGGUCUGGAAUGGGAUUCUCUAAAUCUAUGCCAGAAUCAGCUAUCAGAGAGAGAAUGGGACAAAUUGGUAUUUCUUCUAAAUGUGACUCUACAAUGGCCGCAUUUCAGUCACCAGGCAAUGAUAUAUCAGAAGGAAUAGAUUUAGACCGAGAUCCAUGGAGAGAUCAAAUCGUACCAGUUAAUGCUCCUUUAAACAAAGCUCCUGGUGAAUAUCCUAGUCCCAGAAAGAAAUAUGUUAUAAUAUUUAGAAUAUUUAUCUGUAUUUUAGAUGAGUUUGGUUUAAGUAACAGUAAUCAUGUAGACAGUGCUAUCUUACCGUGUAAAAAUUGGUCACAUAAAACCGACCUGGCUGAACUAUUCACUACCAUGGGUCUGGGAAAAUAUACAGACCUGUUCUCACAACAAGAGAUUGAUAUAUCUACAUUUACGACGCUCACUGAUCAGGAUUUACGCGAGCUGGGUAUUUCUACAUUUGGAGCCAGAAGAAAAAUGUUAUUAGCUAUUGCAGAUAUGAAUAAAAGAAAGACAUUACGUAAUGUAAAUAUCCCCAGUAAUUCAUCCAGUACCCCCUAUACGACUGCUGAUUCUUCGGAUCAAAAUAACAUGAUACAACGAUCACGCUCAGACUUUCCUAGCCUUAGUGGACGCUGGUAG
This is a messenger RNA of Lottia gigantea (owl limpet), 1590 nucleotides long. RefSeq lists its product as hypothetical. The transcript is spliced from 11 exons. Lineage: Eukaryota; Metazoa; Mollusca; Gastropoda; Lottiidae. Gene Ontology annotation, molecular function: protein binding. Gene Ontology annotation, cellular component: cytoplasm. The record is from RefSeq and is a predicted model, not a curated record. Bases 1 to 1590 code for a protein of 529 amino acids.